Molecule: messenger RNA, 5748 nt
Organism: Engraulis encrasicolus (European anchovy)
Lineage: Eukaryota; Metazoa; Chordata; Actinopteri; Clupeiformes; Engraulidae
Gene: abca3b
Product: ATP-binding cassette, sub-family A (ABC1), member 3b
Exons: 33
Coding region: 286-5424 (1712 amino acids)
Biological process (GO): lipid transport; transmembrane transport
Cellular component (GO): intracellular membrane-bounded organelle; membrane
Molecular function (GO): lipid carrier activity; ATP hydrolysis activity; ATP binding
Source: RefSeq, a predicted model, not a curated record
UUGUUGAUGAUCGUCGUAUGUUAGCACAAUGGAUAAGCGCCGUCUAUCUUGUGCCGCAGUGACAUCGCUCUAAAGGCGAAACAACCCGGAAUCCAUCAACUUCGUGAUAUUUAAAAGCCUCAGAGGAACCGUUCACGGUCAGCGAAGGGAGGAAUUUUAAUGUCACCGUUGUAAAGCAGGAUGAUUCCGACGUUGCUGCGCUGAAGGACGACAUAUGACAUCUGCCUGCUUUUACCGUCUCAUCUGAGGUUGUGUGGGUCUGCUCUGCACCUCUCAGUUCCCAGAAUGGCUGUGCUACGGCAGUUUGGAUUACUACUCUGGAAGAACUACCUGCAGCAGAAGCGGCAGAUCCUGGUGACGUUGGUGGAGGUGGCGUUACCCCUUCUCUUUGCCGCCAUCCUCAUCUGGAUUCGGCAGCGGGUCCCGUUCCACAACUACCCCAAUGUCACGCACUACAACAGCUUCUCCGUGGACCACGUGCCCUUCCCGCUGGAGUUCGGCCGCUACCAGCUGGCCUACGUCCCCGGCAACGCCAGCACAGUGCGGCAGGUGGCAGAGGACGUGCGGCACAUGCUGGGGGACAUGGCCAUCAAGUCCGUCCGAGGCUUUGAGACAGAGGAGCAGUUUGAAGACUUUGUGAAGACGGACCCUGAGUCUGGAAAGGUCCUGGCUGCGGUGGUGUUUGACAACGCCUUCACCCAUGAUGACGAUCCUCUACCACUAGAGGUGAGCUACCGGCUACGGUUCCCCUACAGCCCUCGGUUCGCCCCCGCCAAGGAGAAGUCGGAGCUAAAUCCCAACAAUGACAUGGACUGGCACACAAACAACCUCUUCCCCCUCUUCCAGCUGCCAGGGCCACGGGAGCAGCACGACCUGCGAGGUGGCACACCAGGUUAUUACCGUGAGGGUUUCCUGGCCGUGCAGCGGGCGGUGGACCGGGCCAUCAUGCGCUCCUACAACCGGACGGCGGCGACGUCCCUACUGGCCCGUACGCGCGUGGUGCUGUCCCGCUUCCCCUACCCCGCCUUCAUAUACGACGUCUUCAUACUGGUCAUCCAGAACCAGCUGCCUCUACUGCUGGUCCUCAGCUUCACAUACACCUCCCUCAACAUCAUACGCGCCGUGACGCAGGAGAAGGAACGCAAACUCAAGGAGUACAUGCGUAUGAUGGGCUUGAGUAACUGGCUCCACUGGUGCGCCUGGUUCCUGAUGUUCCUCCUCUUCCUCUCCAUCUCCAUGUUCUUCGUCACCCUGCUCUUCUGCGUCAAAGUGAGCAGUAAAGGGGCCGUGUUGACCUAUAGUGACCCCACUCUGGUCUUCGUCUUCCUGAUGCUGUUUGCCGUGGCAACCAUCAACUUCAGCUUCAUGAUCAGCUCCUUCUUCUGCAGAGCCAACGUGGCGGCAGCGGCAGGUGGCUUCAUCUACUUCCUUAGUUACCUGCCGUACGUAUUCCUGUGGCCGCGCUACGACCUGCUAAGCCACGCCCAGAAGACCUCCGCAUGCCUCAUCUCCAACGUCGCCAUGGCAAUGGGUGCCCAGCUCAUCGGCAUGUUCGAGGGGAAAGGCACGGGGGUGCAGUGGAGCAACCUGUUUGAUGCGGUGACUGUGGACGAUGACUUCUCCAUGGCACAGGUGCUGGGUCUGCUGCUGCUGGAUGCGCUGCUGUACGGCAUGGUGGCCUGCUACGUGGAGGCCGUCUUCCCCGGGGAGUACGGGGUCCCUCUGCCCUGGUACUACUUCCUACUGCCGUCGUACUGGGGCAGCACCCCGCGUGUGGCGCUGGUGAAGGAGAAGGAGGAAGAGGAGGAUGCGGAGAAGGCCCUGAAGGGGGAGUACAUCGAGGAAGAGCCCUCAGGACUGGUCUCAGGCGUCAAGAUCAAACACCUCAACAAGGUCUUCAGACUGGGCAACAAGACAAAGGAGGCAGUGAGAGACCUGACCUUGAACAUGUUUGAAGGACAGAUUACGGUUUUACUGGGCCACAAUGGAGCCGGCAAGACCACCACUCUGUCCAUGCUCACAGGCCUGUUCCCCCCCACCAGUGGCCGUGCCUAUAUUAACGGCUAUGACAUCUGCCAGGACAUGGCUCUUAUUCGCCGCAGCCUGGGACUCUGCCCCCAGCACGACGUCCUCUUCGACAACCUCACCGUCAGGGAACACCUGCUCUUCUAUGCACAGUUGAAGGGCUAUCCCCAGCACCAUAUUCCAGAUGAGGUGGACCGCAUCAUCAGCGUUCUGGACCUGGAGAAGAAGCGCGAUAGCCGCUCCAAGACGCUGUCUGGAGGCAUGAAGAGGAAGCUCUCCAUCGGCAUCGCACUCAUCGGAGACUCCAAGGUGGUGAUGCUGGAUGAGCCGACGUCGGGCAUGGACCCGUGUGCUCGGCGGGCCACCUGGGACCUGCUUCAGGGGGAGAAGAGGGGCCGCACCAUCCUGCUCACCACGCACUUCAUGGACGAGGCAGACCUCCUCGCAGACCGCAUCGCCAUCAUGGCAUCCGGGGAACUGCAGUGCUGCGGAUCACCGCUCUUCCUCAAGAACAAAUACGGUGCUGGCUAUCACAUGGUGAUCGUGAAGGAUGCUCUGUGUAAUGUGUCAGAGAUCACUCGUCUGGUCCACCUGUACGUUCCCAACGCCACACUGGAGAGUAGCGCAGGAGCCGAACUCUCAUACAUACUGCCCAAGGAGAGCAGCAGCCGCUUUGAGCUUCUGUUUGCGGAGCUGGAGAUGAACCGUGAUGAGCUGGGCAUCGCCAGCUACGGAGCCUCAGUCACCACCAUGGAGGAGGUUUUCCUCAGAGUGGGUAAACUGGUGGACUCCAGUCUGGACAUCCAGGCCAUCCAGCUGCCGGCUCUGCAGUACCAGCACGAGCGCAGGUCACAUGACUGGACCAUGGACGACACCAGCAGCAUCAGCGGACUCACAGACGUCACAGACUUCACCGACAGCGGAACACUCAUCUCGGAGGACUGCUCCAAUAUCAAGCUCAACACCGGGGCCCGUCUCUACAUGCAGCAGUUCUACGCCAUGUUCCUGAAGCGGGCGCUGUUCUCCAUGAGGAACUGGAAGGUGAUGGUGGCCCAAUUCUUGGUUCCGAUCGCCUUCACGGUGCUGGCGCUGGUGGUGGCCCGCACGCUGCCCGGACGCCACGACACGCCACAGCUGAACCUCACGCUGGAGCGCUACGGCCGCACGCACGUCCCCGUCGCCGUGGAUAGCAACGCGGGAGCCCUGGCACACGCCCUGGCACAGGCCUACAGCAACCAACUGGCAGAGCAGAGCGCCACCCUUAAUAACAUCACAGACUUCUCGGAGUACGUGCUUCAUAACGCAGAGGAGGAGGGCGGGGCGUUUAACGAGCACUGUGUGGUGGGCGUGUCCUUCCGCGGUAGGACGAGCGCCUUCGUGGAGGCAACGGCGUACUUCAACAACCAGGGCUACCACACGCCGGCCACGGCCCUCACGCUAUUGGACAACGCACUCUAUCGCAUGCUGGCCGGACCCAACGCCUCCAUACGCGCCGCCAACGACCCCAUGCCACGCAACCUGUCAGAGAGCGCCCAGAGCCAACUGUCUGUGAGUCAGACGGGCUUUGCGAUCGCCAUUAACCUGAUGUACGGCAUGGCGUCUCUCUCCAGCACCUUCGCUCUGCUGCUGGUGACUGAGCGCUCCCUCAAGUGCAAACACGUGCAGCAGGUGAGCGGUGUGUACCUGUCCAACUAUUGGCUGUCUGCGCUGCUCUGGGACCUCAUCAACUUCCUGCUACCCUGCCUGCUCAUGUUGGUGAUCUUCCAAGUGUUUGCGGUGAAGGCAUUUGUGGAGCACUCUCACCUGGUGGAUGUGCUGUUGGUGCUACUGUUGUUCGGCUGGGCCGUGGUGCCCCUCAUGUACCUGCUCAGCUUCCUCUUCUCCACGGCUGCCGCCGCUUACACGCGUCUCACCAUCUUCAACAUCAUCAGCGGCACCGCCAGCUUCCUAGCCGUCACCAUCAUGAGCAUACCAGAGCUACAGCUGCAGGAUCUGUCCCACAUCCUGGACAAGGUGUUUCUGAUCUUCCCCAACUACUGCCUGGGCAUGUCCUUCAGCCAGUUCUACCAGAACUACGAGCUCAUCUCCUUCUGCACCUCCAGCCCCAUCGCCGAGGCCAUCUGCAAAUACUACAACUUCACAUACCAGGAGAACUACUUCUCCAUGGCAGCCCCUGGUAUCGGGCGUUUCCUGGUUGCCAUGGCUCUGCAGGGGCUGCUGUACCUCACCCUCCUCUUCGUCGUGGAGCUGCAGUGGCUCCGCACGCUCAAGCGCCUCCUCGGCCUCCUCUUCUGCUGCAGGCACAGGAAGGGUGUGUUACUGGGUGAGGCAGCUCUGCAGCCAGAGGAUCGUGACGUGGCGGAGGAGAGGAAGAGGGUUCUAGAAUGCCAGCCGGUAGUGGAGUCCAUGGUGGGGAGCCCACUCAUCCUGCACGAGCUCACCAAGGUGUACACGGGGGGUCCGUCUCUGCUGGCGGUGGACAGGCUGUCCUUGGCGGUGGGGAAAGGGGAGUGCUUUGGCUUGCUGGGUUUCAACGGAGCGGGCAAGACCACCACCUUCAAGAUGCUGACGGGAGAUGAGACCGUCACCUCGGGAGACGCCUACAUCGAUGGAUACAGCAUCCUCAGGGAUAUCAAAAAGGUGCAGCAGCGUAUCGGGUACUGUCCCCAGUUUGACGCGGUGCUGGACCACAUGACGGGGCGAGAGACACUGAGCAUGUACGCGCGUCUGAGGGGCGUGCCGGAGAAGUACGCUGCUGCCUGUGUGGAGAACGUGCUGCGAUCACUACUGCUCGAGCCCCACGCAGACAAGCUAGUCCGCAGCUACAGUGGUGGCAAUAAGAGGAAGUUGAGUGCCGGCAUGGCUCUGAUUGGAGGACCUCCGGUCAUCUUCCUGGACGAGCCGUCGACGGGCAUGGACCCUGUUGCUAGGCGACUGCUGUGGGACGCCGUCACCCGCACCCGCGAGUCUGGCAAAGCAGUCAUCAUCACAUCACACAGCAUGGAGGAGUGUGAGGCCCUGUGUACGCGUCUGGCGGUGAUGGUGAACGGGCAGCUGAAGUGUCUGGGCAGCCCGCAGCACCUGAAGAGCAAGUUUGGCAGCGGCUACACGCUAUUGGCCAAGAUCCGACUGGACAGCGAGGUGGAGGAGACACACCUGCAGUUCUUCAAGGACUUCAUCGAGUACACCUUCCCAGGGAGUCUACUGAAGGAUGAGCACCAAGGCAUGGUGCACUACCACUUAACUGACAAGAGCUUGACAUGGGCCCAGGUGUUUGGGACUCUGGAGGCAGCUAAGGAGAAGUAUGGCGUGGAGGACUACUGUGUGAGCCAGAUCUCCCUGGAGCAGGUCUUCCUCAGCUUCGCCCAGUUCCAGCAUUGUGCCGAGACCAGCCGCUAGGGGGCAACGACGCACCAGACCAGACCAGACAGAGGAGACCCAGGAGGAGAAGAGAGGACAUGACACUGAGGAAGGAGGAGAGGAGAGGGAAGGCACAGCCGGUCUACAAACAGCCGCCAUACCUUGCUGUUCUACCCUUGCCUGCAGUUCACAUAGGGGUGCUGUCGAGCGAGAGCAGCCUAUUCAUUCUGAAUGGUGCCUGCUCUCGUUCGACAACGCCCCUAGUGCAGUACCACCUGGAAAAGUUGCGAGUGAACUCUCUCGUCAUAUCUAUAGAACCUCUCUGGGAAAAGAGAGGAGAGGAGAGGAGAGGGAGCAGAGCCA